Messenger RNA from Pomacea canaliculata, 1042 nucleotides. RefSeq names its product superoxide dismutase [Cu-Zn]-like. Bases 95 to 553 code for a protein of 152 amino acids. Gene Ontology annotation, biological process: removal of superoxide radicals. NCBI's taxonomy places the organism in Eukaryota, Metazoa, Mollusca, Gastropoda, Architaenioglossa, Ampullariidae. The record is from RefSeq and is a predicted model, not a curated record. The transcript is spliced from 5 exons. Gene Ontology annotation, molecular function: superoxide dismutase activity; copper ion binding.
ACUCUGUUGCCUUUUGCACACGCCUCGUAUGCAUGACAGUGCAGUUUAUCUGUGACGGCUUCCACACGCAAGUCUUUUGUUAAUAAUAUCUGACAUGGUUGUCAAAGCUGUAUGUGUGUUGGCCGGCAGUGUGCAUGGCACUCUAUUCUUCGCGCAGGAAAAUGACUCUUCACCAACCAAAGUAACAGGACAAGUAAGUGGUCUAACUCAAGGCAAACAUGGAUUUCAUAUCCAUGAGUUUGGAGACUACACAAAUGGAUGCACAUCAGCAGGGGCACAUUUUAACCCGCAUAGUAAGGAGCAUGGAGGUCCUGACAUGGCAGAAAGACAUUCGGGAGACCUUGGAAAUAUUGAAGCAGGUGAAGAUGGUGUCGCUAAAGUGGACAUAACUGACAAGCAAAUCCCUCUAACAGGUGUCAACUCCAUUAUAGGCAGGAGUUUGGUGGUACAUGCUGAUCCUGAUGACCUGGGACUCGGAGGUCAAACUGACAGCAAGACUACUGGUCAUGCUGGUGCUCGCCUUGCCUGUGGCGUCAUUGGCAUCACAAAGUGAUUGUGUUUCCCUCAAAAUAGUAUGACUGACAGAUCAUUUUUUGACUAUUUUUGAAGUGAACCUUUGUAACUAGAUUACUUCUCAAACACAUCACUGACCAUGAUACUGGAUUUUUUGUUCUCAAGAAUUUGAUGUGGUUGUAAAUCUCUAUUUCCAUCAUGAAUCAUGCAAAAUUUUAUUGAGGUCAAGUAUCAUUUUGCUGGACUGAUGGGUUGGCUUCUACUUUUUGGGGUAUUUUUAAUUUUUGGCAUCUCAAUUGACUAGUAUUUCUUGAUGCAUAUAUAUAUAUCAUUUCUAUUUUCUUUAGAACAGCACAACUUUGCUGCCCUAUCAAGAUGGUGUAAUCUGAGGUUUUACCUAGAUUUUUUUUAUUUAGGGUACUUGUAUGUUGCAGGAACUUCACACCCAGUCCUAACUUGUGAGAGGGUGUCUGCAAAUCAUUUUGUUGAAUAAGAAAUUCUAUAAUCAAAUAAAUUUCAGGAAAUACUU